GCGCUCCCCUUGUGUCUGAUUUGUCUCGCGCUGCUGCUGCGGCGGCGGCCGUUGUUGCCGUCUCGGCCGAGCCCUGCGAGCGAGGGCGAAAGCGAAGCUGCCGCUCCAGUCGCGAGGCCGGCGCCAUGGCGGGGGUUUCGCCCGGAGCUUCCCCGCGGCCCUUCUCGCCGCUGCUGCUGGGGCUGGUGGUGCUGGGGCUGGUGCUCGGGGGCCAGCGGGGGGCCCAAGCCUUACUGUGUCUAUGCUCUGGCUGCACCCAAGCAAACUCCACAUGUGAAACAGAUGGCGCCUGCAUGGUCUCAAUAUCAAACAUGAAUGGAGUCAAGCAUCAUGUCCGAACCUGUAUCCCUGAAUCAGAUCUUGUUCCUGCUGGAAAACCUUUCUUCUGCCUGAGUUCAGACCAUCUGCGCAAUACGCAUUGCUGCUACUCUGACUACUGCAACAAAAUUGAUCCUUCGGUGCCCAGUGGACACUGGAAAAAUGAAGAAGCACCUUCCAGCUGGGGGCCUGUGGAGCUGGUGGCUGUGAUCGCAGGCCCAGUCUUCCUUGUGUUCAUUGUUAUGAUCAUAGUAGUUUUUGUCUUUCAUCACCACCAGCGAGUCUACCACAAUCGUCAACGGCUGGAUAUGGAGGAUCCCUCUUGUGAGAUGUGCCUGUCCAAGGACAAAACCUUGCAAGAUUUAGUCUAUGAUCUGUCUACCUCUGGCUCCGGCUCUGGUUUGCCACUCUUUGUCCAGCGCACUGUGGCUCGAACAAUUGUCUUACAGGAAAUCAUUGGCAAAGGUCGUUUUGGGGAAGUGUGGCGUGGUAGAUGGCGUGGUGGUGAUGUAGCUGUGAAAAUCUUCUCUUCAAGGGAGGAGCGAUCCUGGUUCAGGGAAGCUGAGAUCUACCAGACGGUCAUGUUACGCCACGAGAAUAUUCUAGGUUUUAUUGCUGCUGACAAUAAAGAUAAUGGCACUUGGACACAGCUGUGGUUGGUCUCUGAUUACCACGAGCACGGAUCUCUGUUUGAUUACCUCAAUCGAUACGCUGUAACUAUUGAGGGGAUGAUUAAAUUGGCUUUGUCUGCCGCCAGUGGACUGGCACAUCUGCACAUGGAGAUUAUGGGGACUCAAGGGAAACCUGGGAUUGCGCACCGGGACUUGAAGUCGAAGAAUAUACUAGUGAAGAAGAAUGGAACUUGUGCUAUUGCAGACCUGGGUUUGGCUGUCCGCCACGACUCUGUGACGGACACAAUUGACAUUGCACCCAAUCAGAGGGUUGGAACAAAGCGGUACAUGGCCCCUGAGGUUCUUGAUGAAACAAUUAACAUGAAGCAUUUUGAUUCAUUUAAAUGUGCUGAUAUUUAUGCUCUGGGCUUGGUCUACUGGGAAAUUGCUCGCAGAUGCAACUCAGGAGGUAUUCACGAAGAAUAUCAGCUCCCAUACUAUGAUCUUGUGCCCUCCGACCCCUCCAUUGAAGAAAUGCGAAAGGUUGUGUGUGAUCAGAAGUUGCGACCAAACAUUCCUAACUGGUGGCAAAGCUAUGAGGCCUUGCGAGUAAUGGGGAAAAUGAUGCGAGAGUGCUGGUAUGCUAACGGGGCCGCACGGUUGACAGCCUUGCGCAUCAAGAAAACUCUCUCUCAGCUCAGUAUCCAGGAAGAUGUGAAAAUUUAAUCUGCAAGCCCCGUCCCAAGGAAACUGCACAAAAGCUGCCAUGCAAGAAUUCGAAUGUGGUGGCGAAGGCUACCUCAUAUUUCUACACAGCCUGCUGCUAUCAACUGUAACAUGUGGAAAACUUGGGCCCGCAGGUGAUUAGGUGAGGAGGCAGGACUUCAUCAGCCUAACUCUCUUCCUGGUUGAGGAGCAAAACGAACAUUUUUUUUCCUAAUUGCCCUCCUGAGAAUAUAAAGAGGGACUUGUAUAGACAGCAUUGGCCACAGGUGUAACCUGGGUUUCUCCGAUGGAAAUCCCUGUAAAUUCUAAUGACUUUCUUGUUGGGGAAAGCCUCAUGGCUUGGGAGGAGAAGAAGAAGAGACCGAUUGGUGAACUCAGAGGGUGGGGUGUCUUGAGGACUUAACAACUACAUACAUCAGAAGUCUUGUGUGUCCUCCCUGCCCGGCCACGUGAAGCUCUUGUCCCUUUUCUAGCCUGACACAUUCUAAAACAGUGCGGCUAUUAGUGCUCAGCAGUGUGCACACGUGCAAAGGUACGUGUUCCUGCACCUCUUAGGUGUGUAUUGUGUUCCCUUGUGCUCCUGUGCAUGUGCAGAUAUUAGUGUCUUCUUACAAAGUACAGGUGCUAGUGCCCUCUUUGUGAUCACGAUCACUUUCCUCUCACUCAGGAGAGGUAGAAGUAUAUACCCUGACACUUGGUAGACCUACCAGGGCCAUUGAACAAAUUAUCUCACUGCCACCCAUUCCCUCAUUUUUUAAAAAAGAAGCAGGGGGCAGCUUUCUUCUGCUCAGCUUCAGGAUCCUCCAUAACAGCAGUUCUGAGUAGCAACGCAAAGUAGGUUGGCUGGCAAGCAGAGCCAUUUGCAGAAGGAAUAAAGGUCCACCGUAAUCGGAGGUUGCGCUGAUAAGAGCGAGUGAGGCGAAAGCAGGGCUGGGGAAGGAUGCCAUCCUUAUAGGACCGUCGCCUUUCCACAUCUCAAGGUGCCUUGGUCAGAACUUCUCUAUCAUUUUACAUAGCUGGAUGUACGAGUGAAGAAUCCAUUGGGGAAACAUAACUCCCAGGCUUCCAGACAAGAUUUCUCCCUUAAGGAACGAGGACUGCAAAUGAAUCUGUUUUUUAAAUACGUGUGUGUGUAAAUAUAUAUAUAUAUAUAUAUAUAUAUAUAGCCUCCCAUAUUCUGGAAGCAGUUAUGUGUCACUUGCAGGGGAGGGAGGGGUGAUAUGGGAAUAGAUUAACUGCAUGUAUUUUAUUUCAGUUGAAUAGUCAAGGGGUGGCAAGAUUGAUUUGGCUGUCACAUUUGCUUAAGGAACAGCCUGAGACUGCAUUAUGAUGCAAAUAACGCAUCAAUAACUCCGUUGUGUAUGGGUUAGGUCAGGUGUUUGUGGUAGAUAAUUCUUGAAGCCAUAACUUUUAACUGGAGUGGUUUGAUUGUUUUUUUAAUUAUUAUUUUAUUGGGAGGACUGGGAUUUUAACUUUUUUUAAACUAUUCUUUAUAAGAGAAGUGAAAAUAAAUGAUUGCUUCUCAUUGUGUUUAUAAAGAAAUCACUGCAAAAAAAAGUUUUAAAAAUACACACAGCUCAGUUUUACACUGGAACUGUUUCUGUGCAAACCGUGAGUCCUGGCUUGUAAGAGAAAAAAAGGCAGAAGUCUUUUUUUUUUAAGACUAUAAAAACAUUCUCUGUGUGUGUGUUCUCCUUCAGCCCAUUUCUCUUGUCCUCAGCCAUGUCAGUGUGUAAAGCUGAAGAGCUGUCGCUUUGUAUGUUGGAGCUAACUUUAUAUUUCCUGUUGGUUUGAAACGAGCUGUGGCUUCCUCCAGUCUGUGUUUUAAAAGAUCUCAGGCACUUGGAUUCAUGGAGGAGUGUGAAGAGUUCGUGCUUUUCAUUGUAAAACUUGCUUUCCUCUGUCAUUUUGUUCUGAUUGUUUCUGCACUAGAGGCUAUUGCUUACCUCCAGCAAUAGGACACAGCUGGCUAAAUCAUUCCUGCAUCUCAGAUCAAAGAUGAAAGGCACCUUGACAUUUUACCAAGAUGACAUGGUCAAUUUGGUGGGAAGUACUGGAAGUUGAAAACAAUGCAUGUGGAUUUAAAUGUUGCAGCUGGAUAGGUGUGGGAGACGGUUACAUAGAUGAGACAAAGGGAUAAUUCCCUUGCUAGAUCCCACAGAGUCAAAAUAACUUUUGGAGCCAUUCUUUUUGGGAGGUCUCUUGGCCUUUGCAAUGUGAAGAGCUGUAACUUGCUGCUGAAACAUCCAGCCUAUUCAUAAGCACAUUAUAGGCAAGUGUUCUUCAAGGUGAUAGAUCUCCCUUUUUUAGAUCACAUUUCUGUUGUUUCCUCUGCCCUUACGGCAUUGUGAUUCUAAGCUCCAUGUAGAUUAACAAGACACGCUCCCAUGCAAGAGCAGUUUGACUUGGGGUGAAAUAACGGCUUAUGCUAACAUUCUAGCCACAUGUGGACUAACACAUGGACAGAUGACUGCAGUGUUGUGUUGCAUCUCAAAGUCUAACGGACAGUCUGACUCAGAGUCAUAGAAGGCAUGUCUGGGUCUCUGGGACAGGGAUUUUUCUGUGUAGCAUUUUUCAUUAUUCUUUGCCCAGAGCGCAUUGCAAGGUUGCAGCAGAAACUCAGGAGUAAUUUUGCUCAAUACCAGUCUGCAACUACAUCAAGGAGGAAUGAGGCUAAACAUGUUUGACUUCAGGGCAAGGUAAGUCUCCACUAGAUGCAGAUUUGGGACAUCUCCAAAGUGUGUCUGAUCUGUCAUCUCUGUACUGUAAUAUUUGGCUGUCCAGUGAUAUGUGAGAGGUUGGUUGUUCGGUGCAGUUUGCAACCCUACAGAUUACACCAGGCUGAUUUUUCUGCUUCACCUGCUUAAAAAAAAUGCUAGCAUGGAAAAUCUCGCUUUGUAUUUACAAGACUGUUGUUCCUAUCAGUUCCUCAAGGCUGGAAGUUAUUUCAAAAAAAUUAAACCUGUAACUGCUGUGAUAAAUUUACUAAAAACAACCAGUUAAAUUGGUACUACUGGUCCUGUGUAUGUUCCCAAUAUAUUUAGAAAUAUGAAAUGCCCUACUGUGUAACAUUUGGCAGUUUUUUGAGUAUCCCAACUUUAUGCAGAUCAUAGGUUCCAACUGAGGAGCAAAUAGAUACACCUUGGAAGAGUCUUGAGUCAUCAAAACCCCAAAUACAAGAAAGUUUGGUAGGGAGGAUGCAUUCUUAGGUUUGAAUUGCACAACAAGGAUUCUCAUUGCUUGAUUAUUCCUUGCCCACCACAAGAACAAAUAUCCAUACAGUUGGGAGGGGGGCUACAAUGAGGAGGGUUACUCUCUGAAAUUGCCCUCCCCAUUCCCUUCUAUUGGUAGUGCUUCCAGUAAAUUCAAGGAAUUCAGUCAGUUGCAGGAAUUGUAUGAAUUCCACAGCCUCCAGCAUUGGCUUUUGAGGCAUCUUUAGGCCACUCACGGGGAGAAGGAGGGGGUAAGGAAAUGCCCCAUAAGAUUCAAGCCUUAGUCUUUUUUUCUGGAUGUAGAAGGGUUGAGUCCCCAGCUGGGGCUAUCAGUCUCUAGCAAGUGGUACUCUGGCUUCAGAACAGAUAGUUCACGGUACUUGUCUAGUUCUCCUUCUAUUCUUUCUUUCCCUCCUCCCCUUGGCUCUUUGACCUUUAUACUUGUUUCAGAUUUUAUAUGUUUUAUUAGAAAAAGACUGUAAAAUAGCCACUUAGACACUUUACCUCCUCAGUAUGCAAAUGUAAAUGUGUGUAAUAUAGGGAAAAAUCUUUUGUUUUAAUAUAAGAAUGAGGUUGUCCAAUUUUCUGUUGUACAUUAUUAAAAGUUUGUUUUUAUA
This is a messenger RNA of Sphaerodactylus townsendi, 5484 nucleotides long. It is a transcript of the gene ACVR1B, whose product is annotated as activin A receptor type 1B. The transcript is spliced from 9 exons. The coding region runs from base 126 to 1655 and encodes 509 amino acids. The record is from RefSeq and is a predicted model, not a curated record. Gene Ontology annotation, biological process: activin receptor signaling pathway; cellular response to growth factor stimulus; nervous system development. Gene Ontology annotation, cellular component: activin receptor complex; plasma membrane. Lineage: Eukaryota; Metazoa; Chordata; Lepidosauria; Squamata; Sphaerodactylidae. Gene Ontology annotation, molecular function: activin receptor activity, type I; ATP binding; activin binding.